Molecule: messenger RNA, 375 nt
Organism: Aspergillus caelatus
Lineage: Eukaryota; Fungi; Ascomycota; Eurotiomycetes; Eurotiales; Aspergillaceae
Exons: 1
Coding region: 1-375 (124 amino acids)
Source: RefSeq, a predicted model, not a curated record
AUGACAGAUCAAGAGGCAGCAUUUCUUAACAGCACCCGGGCUGGCCACAGUCAGUCACCAGAGGUUGUACAUGCAUCUAGAGCCGCUGCUCCAGCAUCGGCACAGCCAGUUAAGCCCCCGGCCUAUCCAGCAUGGGCCAACCAGGAUGCAGCUCAACCGUCUUUUACGCCUCCACAAGCUCAGACUAUGUAUAAUAUUGCUGCUAUCCCGCCCUCUAUCAAUAGCCUGUGUCAUCAGCAACUGCAGCAGCAACAUUAUGUUCUUCAGGUGUCAACUCCGCAAGAUACAUUUGGGCAGCCCCCAAUGGGUAAGGGAUACCCUCAAUCACAGGCGCAGCCUCAUGAGCAGGGUUUGGAUUAUGACUCGGACAUUUAA